AUGGCGGCCGUACCGAGAGGCCUCAUUUCUCGAUUCAAUCAGUUUCUAUCAAUCCGGUCCGUGACUACUUCGCCAUCUGAAUCUCUACCUCAUUGUAGCUUCUUUCUCCUCCGACGAUUCAGCUCCGAUGCUGGGUUGGUCGACGGUGCUGGAUCUGAUAUUGUCGGGGAUCCGACCCGAAUCAUCGAGGCGAAACAAGGUGAGAUGUCUAAAAGCUCUAAAAGGACUGGGAUCAUCGCCGUUAAGUGUGGGAUGACUGCGCUCUGGAACAAAUGGGGAGCUAGGGUUCCGGUUUCUAUUCUUUGGGUUGAUGAUAACAUUGUCUCUCAGGUUAAGACUGUUGAGAAAGAAGGGAUUUUUGCGCUACAGAUUGCUGUAACGUUUAUUGAUGAAUUGGGUUUGUGA
Molecule: messenger RNA, 405 nt
Organism: Camelina sativa (false flax)
Lineage: Eukaryota; Viridiplantae; Streptophyta; Magnoliopsida; Brassicales; Brassicaceae
Source: RefSeq, a predicted model, not a curated record